Molecule: messenger RNA, 6214 nt
Organism: Lytechinus pictus (painted urchin)
Lineage: Eukaryota; Metazoa; Echinodermata; Echinoidea; Temnopleuroida; Toxopneustidae
Exons: 9
Coding region: 1-2067 (688 amino acids)
Biological process (GO): intracellular signal transduction; positive regulation of potassium ion import across plasma membrane; protein phosphorylation
Cellular component (GO): cytoplasm
Molecular function (GO): ATP binding; protein serine/threonine kinase activity; potassium channel inhibitor activity
Source: RefSeq, a predicted model, not a curated record
AUGAAGGAAGAAUCAGAAACUCAUUCCAUGCUUGUGACAUUUCUACAACUAUCUCUCCAUCAUGCUAGCUCAAAGUAUCUUAUCCAGGAGCUGUUGAAGCAUACAUUCUUUGAGGAUACUGCUUUUCGCGUUGACAUCGUCAAUGACGACAACAAGGAUCAGAUACAGCUCCAGCUGCGUGUGGAAGACCCCAAGAAGAGAAGGGAGAGGCACAGAGACAAUGAAGCUCUACAGUUUGAGAUUGACUUGAGCAAGGAUGAACCGGACCAAGUUGCUAAAGAAAUGGUACGGAUUGGCUUUGUCAGUGAAGAGGACUCGAAGGCUGUUACCAAGGUGAUUCGAGACCGCAUCGGUACUGUAGUUAAGAACAGAGAGAAGAGAGAAAAGGAGAGGCAGGAGAAGGGCAAACAAGAGGAAGACAAAGAUGGCAAAGCAGAUGCUGGAACGUCGACCAUAGACAGUGGUGUGAGUAUGACAGGAGUGUCCAAUGCUUCUGAAGGCUCUACAAGACUGGUAUCGAGUCAGAACUUGUCAUCGUCGCAACUGCCCAUCAUCAGCCAGCAGCCUCACGGUCAACAACCACACAGCCAAUCUCACGUUCAGCCACAACAGGUGCCGUCUCAUCCACAACAAACUCAACAACCCUCUUCUCAACAGUCCGUAGCAACUCCACAAGUCCAGCAACAACAACAGCAGCAGCAGGGCCAACCACAGCAGCCGCAGCCUCCCCAGCAACAGCAGCAACCGCAGCAAGUUCAACAGCAACCCGUGUCGCAGCCACCUCAAUCUGUCCAGCAGCCGUUACCACCGCAGGUCCAUUCACAACCCCAACUCGUUUCUCAGCCCAAUCAGCAACCGUCUACAACUAAUGUUCUACCACAGCAGGAUCAACCUCAGCAACAGUCCAUGCAGCAAUCUGCUCAGCAACCUCCUAUUUCCAAUGUACAGCAACAACAACAACAGCCAGCAAUUCCAGCCCAACAACAGACUCAGCCUCAACAAAUACAGCAACAGCCUCCACAGCAACAGCAGCCCCAGCAGCAGCAACAGCCACCACAGCAGCAGCAGCAGCAGCAGCCACCACAAUCAAGCCAAUCUCAGUUACAGCAGCAACAACAACAGCAACCUGUUCAGCAACCAGUACAAACCCAGACCCAGGUGCAACAGCCAACCCAGUUGCCUCUCUCCCUACCGCCCCCACAACAACAGCAGCAGCAACAAGCUCAAACACAGCAGAGCCCCUCGAAUGGUCAACAUUCAUCCAUGUCGUGGUUUAUUCCGAUGUCUCCUCCUGUGUUUUAUCAGCAACCCCAGUUUGUGCAGCAGACAACCAACUAUUCACAAUUCUCCCAAGGCCAAGCCUUUCAACAACCCGUUAGCCAGGGACAGCUCCCGCAGCAACCUAUACAGCAACCCAUACAGCAGCCGUUGCAGCAACCUGCACAAGUCCCUAGCACCCCUCAGAGGACAACUUCUGAUCAACAUGCCAAGAUCCAGAGGACCGUGUCUGGUGGCAACCAGCAACCGCCUCCACCACCACAACAACAACCACAAGCAACUCAGCCUCAGUCGCAGAUGCAACAGUUGCCGCCGAUGUCGGCCCAGCAGCAGCAACAUGUGACGGUCACCAAAACAACAUCUGUACUGCAGCAGAGUAUUCCUGCUAUUCAACAAUCUGGACAGCCAUCCCAUGCCCCUCAAGUGAAUCAGAACAGCAUACAACAAACCCAACAACAGCAAAUUCAACAAGUCACCCAAGGGCAACCACAGCAACCACCACCACCACAACAGCAGCAGCAACAACAGCAGCAGCAGCAGCAACCUCAACAUCCCAUCCAAACCAGUACCGCCCUUCCCCAGCCUACAGGAUCCACCGUAUCCAUUGCUGCGUCCUCAGCAGCGGCCGUUGCGACUGCAGUGCCGGUCUCGCUUCAGCCACAGGGCUCCACCCCAAACCUGUCUACAACCAUCACCUCUACGGCUGCCCCAGUAGGGUCCAUGUCCGGACAGCAACCCCCCCAGGACAACAGGCCACAGACGGUGGAUGCAUCUAAGGUAAUGUCUUGAUUUGUAUAUUUGUUGAUAAUUGCUGUAUAAAGCAAGAAUGCACAAGAAAGCUGAUGUGACAAAUUUUCAUAACGUUUACCUACCCCAGAUGCCACCAAAUUAUGACUUUACACACAAUUAAAGAGUCAGAUGGUACCAUUUCGGGACAACUGCAACACUUUAAAAGGAAUGAAAAAAAAAUGGACAGAAAAAGCUGGUAUUCAGACGAUUUUAUCUGAAAAGUGGCAUCCUUGUAUAUUGUGUGUGGUCUUCCCUGGAACAAGGUGAUUAUCUUCAUUUCUUUUUCCAAGCCCCUCCUAUAAAGACGAGUCUGCCCAAGUCUCGGGAUGAUUUGACUAAUUUGAGUAUCAUGGCUGCCUCUCCUGCUCAAAUUGCUCUCAGUCACUCUCACUCGUUCUCAGAGAAUGCCAGCCCUUCCCUAUAUAUAACCUCUGUACAAUUUCUAUUUGAAUUAGUUUUAUUUGGCUGAACCAUUUAUUCCCCCACUCUUCCGUUGUCACACAAAAUAUACAGUUUUCACCACAACAGAGCUUUUUUGCUCUCGCCUCUUUCCCCUUCCCUUAUCCCUCUCUCAAUCACUCUGACUUUUUCCUGCAUUUUGUUUCUACUGUAUCGUACACAAUGUUGCCUCUGACUAGGUCAGAGCUUUAGCAUAGUGCUUUCUGUGUGUGACGUACCCCUAGUGUCUAUUUAUAGCAUCCGUGUUUGGAGCCAUCGCCUGUGUGCUGUAUGUUGUCACCAUACCCCAUUGCCAUGGGAAUUAUCACAUCCAGGCAUCAUCUUUCUUUGUGUGUAUUAUUAGUUCUUGGGAUAGUCAUAUGGGUGGCCUCCUGUUUACUGCCUUAUCAGAUCAUUUAAAAACAAAAUUGAGGUUUCUCAAAUUGUGCUUUUGUUCUCGAGAUACAGUAUGUGAUCAAACAUCUGUCAAAUUUGAAAAAAAAAAUGGGUGAAUGUUCCCUUUUGAUUUGUUGGGGAAGUUCUUGUUCUGUGUUGAAAGGAUUCUGUGUCUAUCCUUAUAAGCCUGUUUUAGUAUCUAGGUUUGGAGCGGAAGCGCUUGCCCCACUUCAGAAAAGGAAUCUGUGUCCAGUGCCAAUAACGGAUUUCAAUGUCGAAGUGUAAUCUGCCUUUCAAGAUAUACGGAGCAUGCUGACCACACAAAAUAUCUCUUUGAUGCAAAGUAUCCUGUAAGACAUGGAAAUUUCUUGGCAUGGGGGCAUUUCAGAUGGCGGUUUAGCCCAAAUGGACAAUAUGACAUGGUAAUACUUGGAGGAUCUCCUGUUGGAAAGACACAACCCUAUCAGGAAGAUGACAAUUUGGGCUUUGUAAUUGGUAAUUGACAGUAAUGACUGCUUAAUUUUCAAUAGAGAGCAGUGUUGAUUAGUAUAGGAGUUUAAUGAUGAGCAGAGGAAAUCUUGGUCCCCAAAGGCCUUCCUCUGGAUUUAGCACAUCUGCCUCUCAUAACUCUUGAAUUCAUAUUUGCAUGAUCCUGGCUGACAGUUCAAAUUAACGAUUCCCCCGGCAGGACCAAGCUGGAUUCGAAAUGCAGGAAAUUAUCAGAACUCAACCCACAAUCUAUGUCUUUGCUUCCCUUCCUUUUGAAAUUAGAAUAGUUUAAAAACAUGACUAGAGUGACCUAUGUAUUGCAAGGGUCAUUGGCUCAUGCUCUCGAUGUAAUGUAUCGUAACACAUCAAAUCAAAACAGUGCAUGAUGCAACAAGACAAUGCACACUUCCCUAAUACUAUCUUCUCUUAUUGCAGUUUGAUUGGGUGUCAUACUAUGUCAUGUCAGUGUAUAUUUAUGUACAACACAACAGAUACUAAGAGAGCUUUACGGAGCCUACAAUUAAGCCAAAAUUCCUCAACUUAGAAAUGAAAAAAAUGAACAAGAGAGGCUUAUUACGAGAUAGCGAGCGAGUGAGCGCAACGUUCAUGGAAAGUUCCAUCACGGGGGAGGGUAGACUAUGAGGGAGGAUCAGGCAGGAAAUCGUGAAUCAGUGUAAUGUGACAUAGCAGACAGUCCAUCCAACUCUCUUCUACAAUUCAUCCCUAAGGCUAUUCACUCACUGGUUAUUGUCCUCUUUAAGGUAGAGCCUGGAGGCUGUAGCACGAAACCCAGAAUGGUAGACCUCCCCCGUGAUACCUGUCUUAAUCCUUUGUGGUCAUGUAAUGUUUCAGGGACUUCUCUCAUGUGGGUAAUGUUGCCUUUAUAUGUAUGUGGACCCGCAAAACCUUCUCCCUCAUUUCAUUUUUGCACAUGUUUAAAUACGGAUGUAUUGAAUGAGUAAUGACUUGGUGAUGGUCCCCCACUCUAAUCCUUUGGAUCAAUGUUGAUUGCUUUUUUAAGUUGGGGAACUUCAACCUUUUUUUUUCUCUCUCUAAGUAUAUAAGAGAAUUACCAACAUUCUACUUAUUGAUGUGUGCUUAAUAAAGUGUUAACCAAUGUCUAUAGAUGUAUUCUCUGGAGAUGUCAGUGGUUUGUAAUCAAGAAAUGUCAAAUAGUGCUACUGUUUUCGUUUAAAAAUCUGGAUGAGAAAUCUGAGUGAUCGAAUUAAAAAAAAAAACACACACCAAUUGUUGACGCAGUUGGUAUCAAGCAAGCUAGGGUACCAAGACUCCAAGCACAUUACGCAAUUCAUAAACACAUGCAUAUCGGUUUUAUGCUACCUUUUGGGGGACUGAAUAGGGGAGGGGGUGCUAGGAAUUUAUAUGUGACAGUUGUAGCAGAGACUAAGUUUCAUGCAGAGAUGAAGUAUUUGAGCCUGUUACUCCAUGUCAUCCAACACCUCAGAAUAGUCCAGACUGCAACGCAUGAAGUAGACUUUUCUGACUAACAUUGCAUGCAUUGUUGGCUGUUCAGGCACUACUGUGGGCCAGAGAUAAGGUCGAUUUGCUGGCCAGCCAAUGCAGACGGGCUUGAGGCAGGUGUGGCCAUGCUGUGCGAAUGUUAUUGCUCACAAAUGUUCCAUGUGCUCAGCCCAAUCAUGCAGAUAAUCUGACCGCCACCAGAUCUCUGGCAUGUGCCGACUGUUGGCUCCCUCACUGCCCUCUUCCUGACCUUACUCUUCUUGCAUCAACGAGGGCUCCAUUCCAACUGCAACGGAUACCCACCAUUAUACCCUUCACCCCCCCCCCCCCUGAUAAGUAGUAAAUCAAACUCCAAUCAAAACAAUGUCAAUUACAGGACAUUUUAGUCCUGACAGGUCCCUCAAGCUGACAUAAAACGAUCCAAAAAAAAAAGGGAAAGUGCAAUUCCGGAACAUGAUGUACGUGCCAGUUGCAUUGGAAGUUUUGACAGAGAUAAAAUGUCACGGUUAUGCAUAAGACAUGAGAUUAAGAGAGAAGAUAGUUCUUGUGUGCCAAGAGACUCAAAAGACAAAGAAGACUGCCUUGUCAUUCACCACAAAACCUGCUUAAGAGGGAGAGUGGGAAAAACAUAAGGAAUAGAAAAGGGAGGAAGAAGAAAAUGGAGGCGGGGGGGGGGGGGGGGGGGAGGGGGGUAAUGAGGGAGGGUGAGAAAUGUGAAGAAGAGAUUUUAAGCAGGACAAGAUAGAAGCUCUAGAAAUUGACAGGAAAUGGAAAUUAUUGAUAACUCUUAAAAGAUUGAUAUAUGAGAUGAUGAAUCUUAGGGAAGAAAUUGAAAGAAGAACUAUUUAUAUUUCUUUUGAAUUAGAAAUCCAAACAAAACAAUAAUUCUGUAGAUAAAGUAGCCGAAGCCAAAGAAUAGAUUACAAAAAAUGUUGUAACAAUAAAGUAGAAAUUAAGUAAUUUCAAGUAAGACAUAUAUGCAUGUUCAAAUAUCAAUGAAGAUCUUAACUUAGAUUUUGAUAACAGGCAUCAAUGGACUCAAUUUAAGAUGAAGGUGAACGAUAGCGGAAAAGGGAGAGGGUGUUAUUAAAACAAGGUAUGACUCAUUUCAUACCCGAAGGUACAGACAGAAUAAGUGUGGGUUGAAAGAUGAAUUCUAUUUUAAGGGAUGCUCAUAACAUAAAAUAUUGAGCUUUGUCUUUUUUAAAAUUAGAACAUUCAAUUUCCAGCUGACAAUUUUUUUAAUGUAAAUAAACUACUUUUGCUUGGAAAUUUAUGAUGAGUACAUUAAAAAUCAUAUAUUUUGAUGUCAUGUUAUGGAUUUUAGUUUGAAUAGGAAGUG